Messenger RNA from Soboliphyme baturini, 696 nucleotides. The record is from the annotation of a GenBank genome assembly. Lineage: Eukaryota; Metazoa; Nematoda; Enoplea; Dioctophymatida; Soboliphymatidae.
AUGAUGGACAGCGGACGCCAUACGUGGAGUUACGAUCGCCGCAAGUACCGAUGCUGCUGCAACGGCAUCAGCGUCAUGACCGGAGGAGUGAUCAUCGCGGCGAUGAAUCUGGUCUGGGCCGGCAAAUACCUAGUCUUCAACAUCCUCCAGUUCCCAUGGUUCAGUGAACAGUUCCUGUUCGGCAUGUGCUACUUUUUUCUGCAGCUGGCGUUUGCCAUCAUCCUUCUGGUCGGUCUGAAGCGACAUAGGAGCGGCUUUAUUCUGGCCAGCUUCGUGUUCCUCGUCGUUGACUCGGUUCUGUUGAUGUACAUGACCAUUCACCUCCUGUUCGCACUGUCCGCCGCCAGUUCGUACGUUUACGUGGCCGACUACCCGGAAGUGGUGCCGUCGUGGCAGCAGCCGAUCAGCUGGGUUGAGUGCUGUGUUUAUAUAGCUCUGGCAUCUAUCCGCAUCUGGUUCGCUGCCGUGCUGUACCGCUGCUACGACUACGUUAAACAUCUGAAUGACACCGCCACCACCGUUCGUUGUAAUGUUCCGGAAACACCGCCCCCACCGUAUGACAUCGAAAACGGCACCAGCAAUCAACAGGAACUUUUCACCAUUAGCCAAGGGCCUAUCAUGGAGAAGACUGAUCAUGCCCAGGACAUACCCCAAAAUACUAAUACGCCAAACUUUCGAGAAAAUGUUGGUAUUUAA